Messenger RNA from Juglans regia (Persian walnut), 1516 nucleotides. Its product is annotated as inositol-tetrakisphosphate 1-kinase 1-like. The coding region runs from base 108 to 1130 and encodes 340 amino acids. The transcript is spliced from 3 exons. Gene Ontology annotation, cellular component: cytoplasm. Gene Ontology annotation, molecular function: magnesium ion binding; inositol-1,3,4-trisphosphate 6-kinase activity; inositol-1,3,4-trisphosphate 5-kinase activity. Lineage: Eukaryota; Viridiplantae; Streptophyta; Magnoliopsida; Fagales; Juglandaceae. The record is from RefSeq and is a predicted model, not a curated record. Gene Ontology annotation, biological process: inositol trisphosphate metabolic process.
CCCAGACAGCAUGCUUCCAAAGGUUUCUGUGCUAAACUGCUGAUCAACACGCUUUCUUCCUUAGUCGAGAAUUUUCCUUCUCAAUUUUCUCACUUCUCAAACAGAAAAUGUCCGAUCCAUCUCCAAGGUACCGCAUAGGAUAUGCUCUUUCCCCCAAGAAGGAACUAAGCUUCAUCCAGGACUCUCUCAUCGAUCACGCUAACCAGCGCGGCGUCGAUCUCAUCCGCAUCCAUCCCACCAAGCCCAUCACUGAACAGGGACCCUUCGAUUGCAUCAUCCACAAGCUGUACGGACGCGAAUGGAAUCAGCAGCUGCACCAGUUCUCGAUCGAACACCCAAACGUCACCGUAAUCGAUCCGCCGGAGGCCAUCGAGAAGCUCCACAACCGGGUCUCCAUGCUCCAGGUGGUGACCCGGCUGAGAAUGCCUCAAGGAAACGAAGCCUUCGGGGUUCCAAACCAAAGAGUGGUGUACAAGUCGGAGACUCUGAUGGCUCCGAAUGCGACUCAGGAGGUGGGGCUAAGGUUGCCGGUGAUAGCGAAGCAGGUGUCUGCGGACGGCAGCGCGAAUUCGCACGAGAUGUGCUUGGUGUUAAAUCCGAACGGGUUGAAGAAGCUGAAAACACCAAUCGUGCUGCAGGAGUUCGUAAACCACGGCGGGGUGAUUUUUAAGGUGUACGUGGCGGGAGAGUACAUCAACUGCGUGAAGCGCAAGUCGCUUCCAGAUAUAUCCGAAGAGAAGCUGAAUAACGGUGAUACGGAGGGUCUGUUGUCAUUUUCGCAGAUAUCGAAUUCGGCGAGAAAUGAAGAUGAGGAGGAUAGUUGUUCCGAUGCUGAGAAGUCAGAACCGCCGCCAUUGGAGUUUGUGACGGAGUUGGCGAGGGGGUUGAGGGAGGAGAUGGGGCUUCGGCUCUUUAACUUCGAUAUGAUCAAGGAUGGUAGAGAUGGGAAUAGGUAUCUUGUCAUCGAUAUCAAUUACUUCCCUGGGUAUGCCAAAAUGCCGUCCUAUGAAUCGGUUUUGGUGGAUUUUUUCUUAGACAUUGUUACCAAGAAGAGGAACAAGACUGUUGGGUUGGAGGAAGAACAUCAAGACAUCAGCCAUGGUGGUCACAUUGAAGAGAAGAACUUGUGAGGAAUGCUUGCAGUCGCGGUCCGGCUUGAAUGCAUUACUGCUGCAUCCAAGCCAUAGCAUAAGAAACAAUCUGGAUGGCUAGAAAAAAAGCAGUUCAGGAGCAGCUCUGCACAGAAACACUUAAAUCAUCCCGGAUUUUUCAAUUGCUGCGAUACAUCCAACUCAUGCGAGAAAGGUCCCUUCUAUGAUUCUAUCUACCAACUUCCUCUACUAAACUUGGAUAUUUUCAAUGAGGCUUGGACUAUGGAGCGCAUGCUUGGGCGAAUAGGCCCAACACGAUCUCUAAUUAUGGUUUACGCGCUAAUAACCCUAAUUAGAGUUUUAUAAUCUGACGAACCACAUCAAACCACGUCAGUUUGUGAGAUUAUUUUUGUAUAAUCUCUUUG